Caenorhabditis elegans is the source of this 553-nucleotide messenger RNA. It is a transcript of the gene Y95D11A.1, whose product is annotated as Large ribosomal subunit protein mL52. The transcript is spliced from 4 exons. Gene Ontology annotation, biological process: mitochondrial translation. The coding region runs from base 1 to 435 and encodes 144 amino acids. Lineage: Eukaryota; Metazoa; Nematoda; Chromadorea; Rhabditida; Rhabditidae. Gene Ontology annotation, cellular component: mitochondrial large ribosomal subunit. Gene Ontology annotation, molecular function: structural constituent of ribosome. The record is from RefSeq and is marked reviewed.
AUGCUCUCUGCAGUCAGAUUUCCAUUUCUUGAAUCUUCUCUUCGAUUCUCAGCUGCCGCUUUCUCAACAGUACCUGAUUUUAAAGAUCCAAUCAAAGAUCAAGCCGAGGCAUUAGUGGCUCGAAAGGCAUCGGAAGCGAAGAAAGGAAGAGUUCAGAGUUGGAGAAAACCAAUCUACACGGCUCCCCAUCAACAUGUCUUUGAACAAACUCCGGAUUUUUCGUUUAAAGAUGGACGAACUAUUCAUGUUACUUCGCAAAAACAGCUAAACUACAAACUUGAUCAGAUUCGACUCGCUAAAAAAAUGGUGGCGCUAUUGAAGGAAACUGAAGACGUUGAAGAAGUAUACAAGAGAGAACAGGAAGCGAGAGAGCGCAGAGAAGCAGAGAAAAUUGCACGACGACCGAUUGCAAAGGGAAAUUUAAAUAUUAAUUGAUUUAAUUUCUGAAAAAAAUCGUAUCGUUCUUGUUGUAGUCGCAGUUCUUUUUUUCUAGAUUUUCUCUGUUUUCUGUUUUUUGUCAUUUGAACAUUUUCGAAUUAAACAAUUAUUUAAA